AUUUUCUUUAUGAGUCAAAGUAGUUAGCAAAGAGUUUUUAUGAAUCGAUUUGUUGUCAAAAAAAAGAUUUCAUCUGGAGCCUUUGGAGUGGUCUUUUUAGUCUUUGAUAAAUAAACAAAUUAAGAUGCUGCAUUGAAAUUGGAGAAAGAAGAUAAUGAAGAAAUGAGAUCUUUGGAAAGAGAAGUAGAAAUAUUGAAAUAAUUAAAUGAUGCUGAAGGUACUCCUAAAUUAAUUUGGUAUGGAAAUGAAAGUGAAUUUAAUAUAAUGGUUAUAUAAUUGUUAGGGAGAGAUUUAGCAUAUUAUUUUAGAUAGCAAAAGAAAUUCAGUUUAAAAUGUACUAUUCAAAUUGCUCAUGAUUGUGUAAAUAUUUUAAGAAAUAUACAUAAUAAAAAUGUAGUUCAUAGAGAUCUUAAACCAGAAAAUAUAUUGAUGUCAAAAGAUAAUGAUGGUAUCUAUAUUGUUGAUUUUGGAAUUAGUAAAAUAUAUAGUAUUUAAGGAGAACAUAUGUAAUAUUUAAUUUUAUUAAUAAAUAGGCCUUUUCGAAGUGAUAAAACUUUUAUGGGAACUCCUAGAUAUGCAUCACUUGCUGCACAUUUAGGACAUGAAAUAUCUAGAAAAGAUGAUUUAGAGUCUCUUUUUUAUGUAAUUUUAUAUUUUCUUCGUGGCAGUUUACCAUGGUAAAAUUUACCAGUGUCAGAAAAUGAAAGAACAAAAGCUGUUGGAGAUAUUAAAUAAAAUAUAGAUUUAAAUGAUUUAUGCAUUAAUCAACCUCGUGAGUUUGUCGAAAUUCUAUAAUAUUUAAAAUCUUUAAAUUUCUUAGAUUAACCUAAUUAUUAGUAUAUUUUAUAGCUACUAAAUUAAAUUGCAGAAAAUAAUUAAUUUCUAUUAGAUGGAAUUUAUGAUUGGACUGAAGGUUUAAUGAAAUCAACUAAAAAAUUCAGUUCUUUAGAAUCUAAAAAGUCUUAUGAAUUCAACAAAAUUAAAGAACUCUCUCCUGGAAAUUUAAUGAAAAGUUCUUCAAAAUUAUCAUAGUAAAUCAUUUGGACAGUUAAUGACUAAUAGCAUCCACAAGUUGCGUAUAUUUUAAUUAAAUCUAGUCCCUCUUCUUAGCAUCACCUUUUAUUACCCCCUGAUCCAAAUAAAAAACCAGGAUAAAGAACAGAUUUUAGACAUCUAUCUAAUUCAUCAUCAAAUUCUAAUGUUGGAACUUUCAGUUCUAUGAAAAUUAAAUAUUUACCUUCUCAAAUUGAAAUCGAAAAACCAACUUUUCUUCCUAAUUGGAAUAAAACUGAUAGAUAAUAAGAAUCUUAAUAUUAAGAUUUAAUGGAUGAAAACAAUUUUGAAGUGCCUUUAAAUUACAAAUACAAAAAUUUCAUCUAAACUUAAGCAUUCGAGUAAAUCUUCAAUAAUAUUUUAGUCAUCAUUAUAAAAAAUUCAAUAAAUUCCUAGAAACCACUAAUUGA
Paramecium sonneborni is the source of this 1463-nucleotide messenger RNA. The record is from the annotation of a GenBank genome assembly. NCBI's taxonomy places the organism in Eukaryota, Ciliophora, Oligohymenophorea, Peniculida, Parameciidae.